AUGGGAUUCAGAAAAAGCAACACAAGUGACUCAUUUAUAGAAAUUGAAGGGCGGAGAAAGACGAUUUUAUACAACUUUUAUAAUUUUUUUUGUAUAAUUACCUUUGGAAUUUUAUACAUAAUUUGUAAAAACUUUCCCAGAGUUAGAAUUGUACUUACUACAAAACAGUGUGAUUUAAAAUCAGCGGAUAAAGCCGUUAUUACAAAUAAAUUUAAAAAACACGAGUUGGUUGAUAUAUUAGUAUAUAAAUGUACUAAGUCGCAACUCAUGUCUAGAUUUGUAUUUAAUGGGUAUGUAAGAGUUAUAGAUACAGUGUAUGCUCGACUUAUAUAUGAUGUGGGUUUUGAAAAAUUUGUUGUUUAUAGUUAUAAACAAACUAAUUUUAAUUUCGAUGAAAUUUUUAUGAAUAAAAUUAAAAUUUCAGAGCAUGAAGAAAAGAUUCAACUAAGAGAAAAAGGAAUUUUAUAUGGAAAAAAUUUUAAUAAUCUUAGAUUUCCUUCAAUUGUAGAAAUAUUUAUCAAGAACACAUUUAAUUUUACAAAUCUUAUUGAUAUUUUUUGUGUUGUAUUGUGGUUUAAUAUCGAAUAUAAAAUAUAUGGGUCGAUUGUAGCUCUUUUUCGGCUAUACUCAUAUGCACAGGACAUUAUAUUAGAGAUUAAGGUUAAACAUGAACUUGAGACAGCAAAAAAGAAUAUAAAAAUUAGAACUUAUAGAAAUAGAAGUUUUUGUUAUAUUGAUUCUGUUGAUUUAUUACCUGGAGAUCUUGUUUAUAUAGAACCUUGUGAGGAUUUCCCAGUUGAUGUUAUUAUUUUAAAAGGUGAUGCGAUAACAGAUGAAAGUUUUUUAACUGGCGAAAGUGUUCCGAUUUGUAAGUCUGCAGCGUAUAGAUCUAUAGUAUAUUCUGGCACUGCCGUGUUGCGUAGUGUUGAUGAAUCAAAGUGGUUGCCUAAUAAAAAAAUAGAAUCGCUUUACAGGGUAAAAAAUUUAACAAAUAAAGGAGACUUAAACGUUAAAAGUUUAAAAAAUUUGGAUAGAAAUGAUUUUUUAAAUUUAGAAAAAUCUAGAAAAUCAAAUUUAGUCGAAGAUAUUUCAAAAAAUACUUUCGUAUCUAAAAAUUCUUCGUGCAAUUUUGCUUUGGGAAUAGUUAUUGCUAUAGGAUUUAACACAACAAGAGGAAAAAUUAUGAAAGAUAUAAAUAAUCCUAAGCCCGUUUAUAUACCUUUUUUAAACGAAGCACAUAAAUACAUAUUUUUUACAAUAAUAAUUGCUGGUAUAUCGGUUGUAUUUUUCUUGAUUUAUUUUGAUAAAAUUUUGAAAUGGGAUCUUAUAGAUAAUCUUGUUUAUAGUGCUGAUUUGUUUUUUACACUUGCAUCUCCUGCACUUUAUGCGUCAUUAUCAGUAGGAGUUCAAAUUUCUAGCAAAAGACUUAGAGAUGAUAAAAUUAAAUGCAAUAAUAGUGAUCGAUUAUUUAUUUCAGGAAACGUAGAUAUGGCUAUUUUUGAUAAAACAGGAACACUUACAAGCGAAGGAAUGGAUUUUUUAUUUUUUGAUAAUUUAUAUUCAAAAUCAUAUAAUGCAGAUCAAUUAGAUCCUUUGUCUAGAAUAGGAUUUAGUUCAUGUCAUUCGGUUUAUGAAUUAGAUGGUAAAUAUUCGGGGGAUGCGCUUGAUAUUCAGAUGUUUAUAGUUUCUGAAUCUAAAUUAGAAAUGGGUGGAAAUGGUCAAAAUGACAGUAUUCGAAAAAUCAUUAUUGGUAAAUCUGCUGGAAUUUCAGGUCCUUUUCUAAAAGAAUUUGGUGUAGAUUCUGAUAAAUUGUUUUAUCAAAAUGUUACAAAUUUAGAAACGUCUUAUAAUGAUGUUAUGGCUAGAGGAUUUGGUAAAAACAUUAUUAAUAUUUUAAAAACGUAUGAUUUUACUUCUGAAAAUAAACGCAUGAGUGUCAUAAUUGAGCACCAAAAUAAGAAAUAUUUCUAUACAAAAGGAUCACCAGAUAUUAUUAAGCUUUUAUUAAAAAAAAUACCUGAUGAUUACGAUAAUAGAGUAAAAGAACAUUCUUUAUCUGGUUAUCGCGUAAUUGCAAUGGGAUAUAAAGAAUUAAAAAAUAUUGAUAAGGAAGAAAAUAAUGAAAGUGAACUUAAUUUUUUGGGUUUUAUAGUUUUUUCAAAUAAACUUAAACCUGAAACUUAUGAAGUAAUUGAAGAGCUAAACUCUGCUAACAUUCAUUCAAUUAUUUGCACAGGAGACAAUAUUUUGACGGCUAUCUCUGUUGGUCGAGAGUGUAAAAUCCUUGAUGAGUCGAUUACAGUAAUUUUUCCUGUUUUAAAUGAAAAUUGUAAAUCAGUGUAUGAUGCCGAAUGGGUAUGCCUUGGAGAUGAAGAUUUGGUGUUUGAUAAAGUUAGACUAAUUUUAUACAAAAAUAACUUUGACACAUAUUGUAAUGAUUUCGUUAUUGCAUGUGAAGGCAAAGAAUAUGAUUUUUUUAAAGACACUAUUUACCAUUCAUUCAUUUUAGAGAAAGGUAAAGUGUUUGCGAGAUUUUCUCCCGCACAAAAAAAAGUCUUGGUAGAAGAUUUUAGAAGCAUUAAUAAAAAUGUUCUUUUUUGUGGUGACGGUGCUAAUGAUAGUGGUGCCAUUGGCACAGCAGAUGUAGGCAUAGCUCUUGCACAAAACGAAGCAAGUUUAGCAUCUAGUUUUUGUGCAAGGAAUAUUAAUGCUGUACCCUUAAUUAUAAAGGAAUGUCGAAAUGCUUAUGUUUCUUCAAUAGCAUUGUUUAAAUACGUUUCUAUGUCUUAUUUUUUAGCAUUCGUUUGUCUUGGUUUUCCUGUUUUAAGAUGUUUAUUUUUAAGCGAUUUCCAGACACUUCACAUAGAUAUUUUUAUUAUUGUUCCAAUGAUGUUUUUUAUUUCUAAUUUUAAGAAAAAUAAUAUUUUAUACAAAAAAUCUCCUAAGAUAUCUUUAUUUUCUUUAACUGAGUUUUUACCCUUCUUUUGUAGUUUAUUUUUUCAAUCAUUAAUUAUUUUUAUUUUAUCAAGAUAUGGACCAGAAUCUAAACAAAUUACAGAAGAAUCUAAGGCAGGAACUAUUAUAUUUUUUACUGCGGCUUUUCAAUCUAUUUUUAAUGGACUUUAUUUUAGUGAUGCUGUUCCACAUCGAGAGAGUAUAUUAAAAAACAAAAAUAUACUUUAUAUUAGUUCUUUAUUUAUGAUUUGGAAUUCUCUUUUGCUGUUUAUAAAUUGGUUUAAUCAUGAUUUUACAUCACGAUUUUUGUCGGUAUAUUUGUUUGUAGAAAUUUCUAAUUCAGAACUUUUAUUGAUAAUAUUAGGAAUUUUGGGCAGCAGUUUUUCGUCUUUUUUAGUUCCAUAUUACGUUAGAAAAUUCUUAAAUAGGAAUUUACAAUAG
Molecule: messenger RNA, 3396 nt
Organism: Vairimorpha ceranae
Lineage: Eukaryota; Fungi; Microsporidia; Nosematidae
Product: cation-transporting atpase
Exons: 1
Coding region: 1-3396 (1131 amino acids)
Biological process (GO): intracellular calcium ion homeostasis
Cellular component (GO): membrane
Molecular function (GO): ATP hydrolysis activity; P-type transmembrane transporter activity; ATP binding
Source: RefSeq, a predicted model, not a curated record